AAGAAGCUGUAUAUUUUUCUUUGAUCUUCAAUUCAAUUUUAAAAUAAUAAAAAUUUUAAAAAUACAGAAUUCUUUAAAUACAUUUUAUAUUAUUUAUUACUCGAGAAUUUAUCCGAAGUCAAAGUAUUAAAAUGGAUCCAGCUUUAUUAAGAGAAAGGGAGAUAUUUAAGUUGAAAGCUUCAGCUAUACCCGUUGUUGAAAAAAGACAGAAAGAUGAUAGUAGUAAAGAUGAAUUUAAAAAAAAAUCAAAACCAUUGCCUCCUAUGCCUAGACCUCCAUCACCACCAAAUACAUCUAACUCCGUAAAUUAUAAAUCAUUUGGACAGAGUUCUCAAUACAAAUUUGGUGUACUCACUAAAAUUGUCAAAUAUAUCAAAGCAAGUCAUCAAAAUGGUGAUGAUCACCCAUUAACUUUAGAUGAACUUUUAGAUGAAACUAAUCAGUUAGAUGUUGGUGCCAAAGUAAAAAUAUGGCUUGAAAGUGAAGCAUUACCAAGUAAUCCUAAAAUUGAACGUACACAAGAUGGAAAAUAUAUGUUUAAACCACCAUAUAAACUAAAAGAUAGAAAAGCGUUGUUGAAGUUACUAAAACAACAAGAUUUAAAAGGUUUAGGUGGAAUAAUGUUAGAUGAUAUUCAAGAAUCUCUACCCAAUUGUGAAAAAGCAUUAAAGCAUUUGCAAAAUGAAAUACUUUAUGUAUCACGACCAGGAGAUAAGAAAAAGGUAAUAUUUUACAAUGAUAAGUCUGCAACAAUUGAAAUAAAUGAAGAAUUUAAAAAAAUGUGGAGAAGUGUUGCUGUAGAAAAUAUGGAUGAUGAUAAAAUUGAAGAACACUUAGAAAAACAGGGUAUCAGUUCCAUGCAAGAUAAUGGUAUAAAAAAAAUAAAUCAUAUAAAACGAAAAAAACCAAUCACAAAGAAAAGAAUAUAUAAAAAACCAAGAGAUAAUGAACAUUUGGCAAAUGUUUUAGAAGACUAUGAUACCCUUUAAAUUGUAAAAAUAAUAAAUGUGUUCAAAUUGUUAUGUAAAAUAUGUAAAUAAUACUUUUUUGUAAAAAGAUAUUGAAUAAAUCAUUUAAUAUGAACAAUA
This is a messenger RNA of Daktulosphaira vitifoliae (grape phylloxera), 1088 nucleotides long. RefSeq names its product general transcription factor IIE subunit 2 (gene TfIIEbeta). Gene Ontology annotation, biological process: transcription initiation at RNA polymerase II promoter. Lineage: Eukaryota; Metazoa; Arthropoda; Insecta; Hemiptera; Phylloxeridae. Gene Ontology annotation, cellular component: transcription factor TFIIE complex. The transcript has 7 exons. The record is from RefSeq and is a predicted model, not a curated record. The coding region runs from base 132 to 989 and encodes 285 amino acids.